AUGCAGGAAGAACAAUUCGUCCCACUCAAUGAUUUGCGGAAAUUCAAGCGUACGGCGUCGGCCAGUUCCAAUGAAAUUGAGCUCGAAGCCGACGGCAUGGAAGACACAUUGGAAUACCGUCUACAAGCUGUGGACGCUUCGGGUUCCAAGAAGAUCUCUCUUUGGCACGAUGUCAGCCUCAUUCAUCUCGACCAGGAGACAAGAGAAGAGACACAGUACCUCAAUUUUGUCUGCGAAAUUCCCAAGUUCACACGUAAAAAGUAUGAAAUCGCCACGGAUGAACCUGGCAAUCCCAUUAAACAAGAUGAAAAGAAAGGGACUCUUCGCGAGUUCAAAAAGGGCGACAUCUUUUUCAACUAUGGGUGCUUCCCCCAAACCUGGGAAGACCCAACGUUUAUUCACCCAGAUGCGGAAGGUUGCCGAGGUGACAACGACCCGUUGGACGUAUGCGAAAUCGGCGCCCGCAUCGUCCGUCCCGGCGGUGUCCGUCCGGUCAAGGUGCUGGGCGUCUUGUGCAUGAUCGACGAAGGGGAAUGCGAUUGGAAGGUUGUAGUUGUUGACGCGGACGACAAAUGGGCUCCGUUCCUCAACGACAUCAACGACGUCGAAGAACAGCUUCCUGGCCUGUUGGACGCAAUUCGAGAAUGGUACCGUACGUACAAAAUUCCCGACGGCAAACCGCCGAACGUGUUCGGUUUGGACGAAAAGUUCAUGGGCAAGGCCUACGCUCUGGAGAUAAUUCAAGAAUGCCAUCACUCGUGGGAAGAACUUCUGGCAGGAGAGAAGGAACGCCUUUUGGAAGAUCACGGAGACGAAGUCAAGGAUCUGGUUCGGAAUCUUUCCCGGAACUCGCUCUUUACGCUUGGUCUUAACUUGGACGAGCAUGCGGAAACUCGUACCGAAGACUUUGGGGAGAUCGAAAGUGGUGCUCUUUUCUUUUAA
Messenger RNA from Phaeodactylum tricornutum CCAP 1055/1, 942 nucleotides. RefSeq lists its product with no specific name. Gene Ontology annotation, cellular component: cytoplasm. Gene Ontology annotation, biological process: phosphate-containing compound metabolic process. NCBI's taxonomy places the organism in Eukaryota, Bacillariophyta, Bacillariophyceae, Surirellales, Neidiaceae. Gene Ontology annotation, molecular function: magnesium ion binding; inorganic diphosphate phosphatase activity. The record is from RefSeq and is a predicted model, not a curated record. The coding region runs from base 1 to 942 and encodes 313 amino acids. The transcript is spliced from 4 exons.